This is a messenger RNA of Cyphellophora europaea CBS 101466, 549 nucleotides long. RefSeq lists its product as uncharacterized. Bases 1 to 549 code for a protein of 182 amino acids. Gene Ontology annotation, biological process: protein acetylation. NCBI's taxonomy places the organism in Eukaryota, Fungi, Ascomycota, Eurotiomycetes, Chaetothyriales, Cyphellophoraceae. The transcript has a single exon. Gene Ontology annotation, molecular function: N-acetyltransferase activity. The record is from RefSeq and is a predicted model, not a curated record.
AUGGCCGAAACCACCACCCCAACAUACACGAUCCGGCACGCCACCCAAGCCGACGUCCCCACCAUCCUCUCCCUCAUCCUCGAGCUCGCCGAGUACGAAAAGGCGCUCGACACCGUCGCCAUGACGGAAGCCACCUUGCUCGAAACCCUCUCCUUCCCGGUCCCCAAUACGACCCCCCGGCAAUUCACGCCCGGCCACGCACGCACCCUCCUCGUCACCCCAUCCGACUCCCCCACCACCGUCGCCGGCAUGGCCCUCUACUUCUUCAACUACAGCACCUGGAGCGGUCCCGGCAUCUACCUCGAAGACCUGAUCAUCAGCGCCGCAUACCGUAAGCGCGGGUACGGUAAGGCGUUGCUGUCCGCGCUGGCGCGCGAGGUGCAGAUCCUGAACCCCUCGGGCGGGCGGCUGCAGUGGCAGGUGCUGGAUUGGAAUACGCCGAGCAUUGGGUUUUAUGAGAGUGAGGCGAUUGGGGCACGGUGUACGCGGGAGUGGGUUAGUGUGAGGGUUGAUGGGGAGGGGGUGGGGAGACUGGCGGCGAGGAGGUGA